UGCUUUUUUAUGUACUAAAAAAAAGAUAAAAAGUCUCCAAAGUCUCACUUACUUAUUAAAGAUCUGCAAACUAAUCGCACGACAGUUACAGCUAAUAACCUGAUAGAUCCCUGUUAUCACGGAAAAUUAAAAGUUCUCAAUUGCAAUAAUCUGGAAAACUAAGAUUAAUUGGUACUGAAAAAUGAACAAAGUUGAAAAUGUAGUCUGCAAACAGUUCUCUGAGAACUCAAUUUUUGUGCGGCCUUAUCACAUGUAUUUUACUCAGGAUGGACGUCAAAGACGGUGGGACCUCCUUAAACUCCACGAUAGCGUGGCAAUACUGAUUUUCAACACAUCUCGAAACGUCCUUGUACUAGUGAAACAGUUUCGACCGGCUGUAUACUUGUCAAAUGUACAAGAGAAUGACAAGAAGUUAGGCGUCACGAUUGACACCAAACAGUACCCAGCCGAACUGGGUUUCACAAUUGAACUGUGUGCAGGAAUUGUAGACAAAAAUAAAACUUUGGAAGAGAUUGCCUGUGAAGAAGUCCAUGAGGAAUGUGGAUAUUCAAUCAAACCGACCGAUUUGCAAAGAAUUAUUUCAUAUAGGUCUGGUGUUGGAGCUUCUGGUGAUAAACAGACCGUGUAUUAUGCAGAGGUCACUGAUGAGAUGAAAACGUCCAAAGGUGGUGGAAAUGUGGAUGAAGGAGAACUGAUUGAAAUCGUUGAGAUGAGUGUGGAUGAAGCAAAGGAGUACAUGCAGAGAGAAGACGUCCUUAGUCCUGGUGGUUUCUUAUUUGCCCUCACAUGGUUUUUCCGUCUAAAAAGUCCAUGAAUAAUAAAUGAUCCAAAAGACU
This is a messenger RNA of Neocloeon triangulifer, 836 nucleotides long. RefSeq names its product uridine diphosphate glucose pyrophosphatase NUDT14-like. Lineage: Eukaryota; Metazoa; Arthropoda; Insecta; Ephemeroptera; Baetidae. The record is from RefSeq and is a predicted model, not a curated record. Gene Ontology annotation, molecular function: metal ion binding; UDP-sugar diphosphatase activity. The coding region runs from base 182 to 814 and encodes 210 amino acids. Gene Ontology annotation, biological process: nucleoside phosphate metabolic process; ribose phosphate metabolic process. The transcript is spliced from 6 exons.